Messenger RNA from Anisakis simplex (herring worm), 348 nucleotides. The record is from the annotation of a GenBank genome assembly. Lineage: Eukaryota; Metazoa; Nematoda; Chromadorea; Rhabditida; Anisakidae.
AACCUGCCGUAUAAAAUCACCAGCGAAGAGAUGUACGAUAUUUUCGGGAAGUUUGGUGCAGUUCGACAGAUUCGAGUUGGCAACACGGCGGAAACAAGAGGAACGGCAUUUGUUGUGUAUGAGGAUAUAUUCGAUGCAAAGAACGCGUGUGAGCAUCUCUCUGGUUUUAACGUCUCAAAUCGAUACCUCGUUGUUCUGUAUUAUCAGGCAACAAAAGCAUAUAAACGAAUGGACACCGAUAAAGCUAAAGAACGGUUAGAGGAGAUUAAAGAUCGAUACAAUUUGGGUGGUGAUUUGGAUCGAGAAAAGAAAGAUAGAUUCGGAUUAACACCAACACCAAAACGAUAA